Molecule: messenger RNA, 657 nt
Organism: Hemibagrus wyckioides
Lineage: Eukaryota; Metazoa; Chordata; Actinopteri; Siluriformes; Bagridae
Gene: apoc4
Product: apolipoprotein C-IV
Exons: 4
Coding region: 117-410 (97 amino acids)
Source: RefSeq, a predicted model, not a curated record
AGUCCAAAAGUAUUUCACCAUAAACACAUUGAUAUAUGCAUACACUCUCCCAGAACCGGUUAGAGAGCAGUCGAUCCAGAUUAGUUGGUGCUCCAGAAAAAUCUUAAAUCGUUACGAUGUCCAGGUUCGUGCUGCUCGCUGUGGUCUUGGUACUACAAGUGUGCUUGACUAUGGCGGACGACCCAGAGAAAAGUGAAUCCCAAGGAAUUUUAGUGAGGGCCAAAGAUGCGUACAAGGAACUGAAGUCUAGGGUUGUGAAUGCUGGCAGUACAGCUUUCGAAUUCAUUCAUAUGUACUACGAGGACCAGGUGAAGCCUGUGACUGACAAGUACACUGAAUGGGCUCAAGAGAAAGCAAAAUCUUUUUGGGAUAAAGUUAAAGAAAAAGUGCCCAUCAAUAGGUCUGAAUAAAGUUACAAAAUAUCUACAAGAAUCAGUAAUGCCAAAUGGACCUGUGCAUGUGGAUGUGUACUUAACGGGUCGUUCAAUGCUGUGAGAAGAAGCCAUAAACAAACAGCAAGUGCACAGCUAAAGUAAAUACGUCAUGUGACUAACCUGAAAUGACGUUUGAAAUAUGUAUCAGCUUUACGAAUGUGAUUGUGUAUAAUGGCAUCAUCAUUUCUGCAGUACGACGACAAAUAAAAACAUGAUGAACCAA